CAAGAUGAUUUGGACAUGAAAGAAUUUGACAUCUGGAAUAGUUUUAUUGAUGUUACAACGUGGAGUGCAGAUAAUUUGAAAAGAAUUCAUCAAAAUUUGUUGAUUAGAUUUUAUCAAAUUUCUUCAGCUGAUUUUUUAUUAAAGUUAGACCUUAUAAAUCAAUUAUACCAUUUGACUUAUGUAUCAUAUCAUAUUGUGGCAAACAUUGUAUCAUAUCAUAUGACAUCUAGUAUCCCAAAAUAUCCUAAUUUGCUGUCAAGAUCUAAUUUUAAGAUUGAUUCUCCUUUGAUAAAACCAGGGCAAUUAAAGAUAAUUAUCAAUUGGAUCAGAAAUGAAAAAAACAUCAAUUCAACACCACCUAAAAAUAAAUACACAUUUACUCUUUUAUAUAAGGCAUCACGUGAUGGUUUUCAAAAUAAUACAUUUAAUAAUAAAUGUAUAAAUCAAGGCUCUUGUCUUGUAGUUACAAAAUGUAAUGAAACAAACAAGAUUAUUGGUGGAUACACUUCAGUUGGAUUUAUUAAUCAUUAUGGCUAUUAUGCUGAUUCUCAGAAGGGUUUUAAUUUUGGUGGUGGUGCUUUAAGUAUGAAUCAUAAUCAUAUUCUUUGUAGCAGUGGCAAUCGUAACUACAAUCAGCUCAAUUUACUUAAUAACAAUACAAAUAGUUUUGAUUCAAAUGAAAUUGAGGCAUUCAAAUUUAUCAAUAAAUUUUGGCUUUUAUUAGAUGAAUCUAAUGCUACGUAUAAUGUGUUAACAUUGAACCAGUUAUUAAGUAAUUCAAAGCCCACUCUAGUGUUUUAA
Molecule: messenger RNA, 801 nt
Organism: Entrophospora candida
Lineage: Eukaryota; Fungi; Glomeromycota; Glomeromycetes; Entrophosporales; Entrophosporaceae
Source: the annotation of a GenBank genome assembly